This is a messenger RNA of Brassica napus (rape), 2029 nucleotides long. Its product is annotated as serine/threonine-protein kinase Nek7. The transcript is spliced from 13 exons. NCBI's taxonomy places the organism in Eukaryota, Viridiplantae, Streptophyta, Magnoliopsida, Brassicales, Brassicaceae. Gene Ontology annotation, biological process: protein phosphorylation. Bases 197 to 1849 code for a protein of 550 amino acids. The record is from RefSeq and is a predicted model, not a curated record. Gene Ontology annotation, molecular function: protein kinase activity; ATP binding.
AGUAAAUAAUGGUAGACUACUACUAUACAAUGGAAUGUCCAAUGAGAUUAGAGUCUUGAGAGAGAGAGAGAGAGAGAGUAAAGACGAUUUCAACCUCCCUCCGUCGUCGCCGUCCUUGGACCGUACUUACCGCAACUUCUCAUCUCCUCGUGAAAGCCGAGAGCUUUUUCUCUUUACAGGGUUGUUGUAAGAUUUCAUGCAAAUGGACUUUGAAGAAGAAGAAGAAGCUCACAAGUUCACUCCCGACAACUAUCUUGUCGUGGAGCAGGUUAGAAGAGGCAAGUCUACUUCCGAUUUCGUGGUUCUUCACAGAAUCGAUGACAAAAAGUAUGCAAUGAAGAAGGUUUCCCUGGCUAAACACACUGAGAAGUUAAAGCAAAUCGCUUGCCAAGAGUUGAAAUCUCUCUCAAAAUUAAACAAUCCUUAUAUCGUUGAAUAUGAAGAUUCUUGGAUUGAUGAGGACAAUAACGCCUGCAUUUUUACUGCUUACUGUGAGGGAGGGAACAUGGCUAAUGCUAUCAAGAAAGCCAGAGGAAAGUUAUUUCCAGAGGAGAGGAUCUUUAAAUGGUUGGCACAAUUGUUACUGGCAGUUAACUAUUUGCAUUCAAACCGUGUACUUCACAUGGACCUUACGUGCUCAAACAUCUUCCUUCCAAAACAUGAUCACGUCCAGCUUGACAACUAUGGUUUGGCGAAACUAAUCAAUCCAGAAAAGCCUGCUUCCUUGGUUCCGGGAAUUGCUAACAGCAUGUGUCCUGAGGUUUUAGAAGAUGAACCAUAUGGAUAUAAAUCUGACAUAUGGUCGCUAGGUUGCUGUAUGUAUGAAAUUACAUCACACCAGCCUGCGUUUAAAGCUCCGGAUAAGGCUGGACUCAUCAACAAGAUAAACAGAUCUCUGAUGUCUCCUCUUCCCAUUGUCUACUCCUCUACCUUGAAGCAGAUGAUAAAGCUUAUGCUUAGGAAGAAGCCUGAACAUCGGCCAACAGCCUGCGAGUUGCUAAGGAACCCUUGUCUACAACCAUACCUCCUUAAAUGUCAAAACCUGUCUCCUAUGUAUCUUCCUGUUUUCCCUAUCAACAGCCCCAAGGACAAGGCAAGAAGAAGUUCACUGCCAGGCAAGUUUGUGAAGGAGAGAGAAGAGAGGGAGAAGAGCGAGGUGUCUCGCAGCUUGGAGAACCUAUAUCCCUUUUGGACUAAAGCUGAGACUGGUUCUAGCAGCUCAUCACAACCAGCAUCAUCCACGAAUGAAACAGAUGACAAGCCUGAAACAAAAAGAAUCGAUCCAAGCUGCGAUGCAUUGAAGGUUUCUGAGCCUACUACAGAGAAGCAGAAGGAAGAGAAUGAUGUGCCAAAAGAAUGGGAAAAUAUGAUCUCCUCGGAAACUCAGUUACUUGAUGUUGAUGUGGAGAUUGUGAGUGCACAAGAAGGUUUAUGUUUCAUUCAAGAAGCUGAGGCGAUUCCGGAAGCAAAUGAUCAGAGAAAGGUGGCUGAAGUUGUAGCAGAAAGUGAGUGUGUGGUGGAGGAAGCAAAUGAUCAGAGAAAGCUGUCUGAAGUUGUAGUAGAAAGUGAGUGUGAGGUGGAGGAAGCAAAGACGGUGAAGCUAACAGCGAGUGAGAUGUCUUCUGUGCUGAGUAAGCUCACGAAUCUAGGUCCACCACAGAGCAAAGAAAGAGCAGAUGCAUUGGAGUGUUUGUUGGAGAAAUGUGCAGGGCUUGUGAAGCAGGAGAAGUAUGAAGAACUUGCUGGUUUGCUUACACCGUUUGGUGAAGACGGUGUUUCGGCUAGGGACACUGCUAUUUGGUUUGCAAAGACGCUCUUGUCUUCUGAUAAACUCAACCAAGGAACCUGAUUUUGAGCUUUGAGUUUGAGAAAAACCCAUUUUCUUUAUUUGUCAAAUAUGUAGAAAUCUAUUUUUUUUUUUUUUGAAACUCAUUGAUUUUCCGAUUUAGUUUGUGAACACACUGCUUUUCUAUGUAAUAUCUACUGCAACUAAGUUAUAAAUAUUUGAAUGUGAGCUAGUUUUCUCUUA